AUGGUAUCAUCUCUACGACGUCUCGCAGCGGACCAUGCAGCGUUGCACGAAGAACUCCCUCCCAACUAUCUCUUUCCCUCCGACGAUGCCUCUGCCGGGGACGACUUGACACAGCUCACCACCCUCCUGGCCGGGCCACAGGGUACACCAUACUCGCAGGGCCUAUGGCGAUUGCAUCUGAAGAUGCCGGAGGACUAUCCUAAGAGUCCACCAAAGGCCACAUUCAGGACAAGGAUAUGGCAUCCAAAUGUAGAGGAAUCGACGGGUGCGGUCUGCGUGGAUACACUGAAGCGGGACUGGAAGCCCACCUUGACUCUGAAGGAUGUUUUGAUUACAAUCUCCUGUCUCCUCAUAUAUCCCAACCCAGACUCCGCACUGAACUCCGCAGCCGGCGCACUUCUUCAAGAGAACUACGAUGCGUUCGCCCGUCAAGCGAAACUCAUGACCUCCAUCCAUGCCCCAGUCCCAUCAGACUUGGCUUCAGCGGUAUCCGAGGCGAAAACGAGAGGUGAAGACGCCGACACAGUCAUCCCAGAAGAGCAAGAAUUGUCCCGCUCGCUACGACCACGAAAGGGUGCCAGAAUCGCCUCGGUCACUAUGAAAAAGCGAACAACUCGGAGGAGUGCCGCAGAGAGCUCGAGCUCACGGGCACUAUCUCAUCAACCUAGCACACCAAUUGAACGAGAAGCACAGGAACCAGAAGAAUCUCACGACACCAUCACCCUUGAUACGACCGUCUCCGACAGUGAAUCAGAAACAUCUACCAACGCCAGUAAAGAGAACGACCCUUCCCUAUCUCCUUCCCCAGUCCGACUCGCACCACCUAGCAUCCGCAGGAACGCAUUCGGAAAACGUCCCCUUUCCGUCCUAACCGUGCCAAUGGACGUAGACGACCCCUUCUCCAUGGACACAGAAGACCCAACAACAGGCGGCAUGUCUGCGUCCGAGAAGAACAUCGCAGCAAAUCAUCCCAACGAGCUCCCGGAGCGCGGCCACUCUCCACAGAGAAAGUCCCCGAAGCUGUCCGUACUCGACAAAGGCAUCAACUCAUCAGGUCGGAUACGCGAGGAUGUCCAGAUUUUCGAAGACGAUCCCGACCCUGCCGAGCUAGGCUUCAUCAGACGAGCCAGCGGCGACGGCAAGGAAAAUCCCCGAGCCUUAGCCGGUCUAAAAGAUACCGACCCCGCAAUCCGGAUGUCUAAUCCAAACUAUCCCCUCACGAUUCUUGCCCCCUCGGCAUCGAGAUCCGUCUCCUCCGGCUCGCGCCUAUCAAAACCAAUCACGGGGUCACGAAAAGUCUCAUCCUCGAACGGCAAAAAAGCCAAACCGCGCAUCGGCAUUCGCAGACUCUAG
This is a messenger RNA of Aspergillus vadensis CBS 113365, 1353 nucleotides long. RefSeq names its product putative ubiquitin conjugating enzyme E2. NCBI's taxonomy places the organism in Eukaryota, Fungi, Ascomycota, Eurotiomycetes, Eurotiales, Aspergillaceae. The transcript has 3 exons. The record is from RefSeq and is a predicted model, not a curated record. The coding region runs from base 1 to 1353 and encodes 450 amino acids.